Echinostoma caproni is the source of this 558-nucleotide messenger RNA. Lineage: Eukaryota; Metazoa; Platyhelminthes; Trematoda; Plagiorchiida; Echinostomatidae. The record is from the annotation of a GenBank genome assembly.
AUGCUGAACAGCGAGGAGUCCAUCGCCUUUAUGGUAUUUUCAGAUUUGCUGGACGUAGUGACUUUUCCAGAUUGGCAAAACGAAUGUCUUAAAUUAACCAUGCAAUCAGGUGGUGCUAAUUUGGUUUAUAGUUUACCAACAAGUGGCGGAAAGACUCUGGUAGCCGAAAUCUUGAUGCUUCGGGAGCUACUUUUACACAACAAAAAUGUUCUCUUCAUCCUUCCUUUCGUGUCCAUUGUUCAGGAAAAAGUUCGCUCGCUCACUCCAAUGGGUUUGGAGCUUGGAUUUUGGGUCGAGGAGUAUGCAGGGAAUCGAGGCCGCAUUCCCCCGGUGAAACGACGCGGCUCAUAUUCUGUCCUCAUGGCCACGAUUGAGAAAGCGCACUCCAUCGUUAAUGCAUUGAUCGACGCAAAAAAUCUGACAGAUUUGGGUUUGGUCAUUGUGGAUGAGCUACAUAUGAUUGGCGAGGGUGGGUCUCGUGGUGCUUGUUUGGAGAUGACCCUCACAAAAAUCCGACUAGUUUCACGUGAGUAUCUCAUUUUACUUUGCAUUUUAUAA